Musa acuminata AAA Group (dessert banana) is the source of this 1107-nucleotide messenger RNA. RefSeq names its product chaperone protein dnaJ 49-like. The coding region runs from base 1 to 1107 and encodes 368 amino acids. Gene Ontology annotation, cellular component: endoplasmic reticulum membrane. The transcript has a single exon. Gene Ontology annotation, molecular function: Hsp70 protein binding. The record is from RefSeq and is a predicted model, not a curated record. Gene Ontology annotation, biological process: cellular response to misfolded protein. Lineage: Eukaryota; Viridiplantae; Streptophyta; Magnoliopsida; Zingiberales; Musaceae.
AUGGAGGGGAACAAAGAUGAUGCUUUGAAGUGCCUCCGGAUCGGUAAGGACGCAUUGCAGUCCGGUGAUCGGACUCGCGCCGUCAAAUUCCUCUCCAAGGCUCGCCGUCUAGAUCCCACUUUGCCGAUCGACGGCCUCCUCUCCGCCGCUGCUGACUCUGAUGGCAAAUCCGGCGGUCCCGCUGAUUCCGCUGCGUCGUCGAACGCUUCCCAGCCUGACGAGCCAUCGAGCGGUACUUCUUCCCGUGCUGCCGCUGCAUCCGUCUCUUCUGCUUCCAAGGUUAGGAUUUCCUCGGAUGGUCCUGGGUCUUCGAGGGACUACACUGACGAGCAGGUGACCGUCAUCAGUCAGAUUAAGAAGCUGAAUGAUUACUAUCAGAUCUUGGGGGUUGAAAAAGGAUGCACUGUGGAGGAAGUUAGGAAGGCCUACCGGAAGCUCUCUUUGAAGGUGCAUCCUGACAAGAACAAGGCGCCUGGUGCUGAUGAAGCCUUUAAGGCUGUAUCUAAGGCCUUCCAGUGCUUGAGCGACAAUGAGAGCAGGAAAAGGUAUGAUCUUCUCGGUUCAGAUGAGCCUGAUCGGCCGGUGGCACAGCGUGGCAAUCAUGGUUUCAAUGGCUUUUAUGACGAGGACUUUGAUGCUGAUGAGAUCUUCAGGAACUUCUUUUUUGGUGGAGGGCCUCCGGUUGCCACUCAUUUUCGCACUUUCCGCUUUAGAACUGGUGGCACGGGUGGGGUGAGUGCUCAUGAGAUGCAUGGUUCUGUCAAUCAUAAUCUCCGGAUGCUCAUACAGAUCUUGCCUAUCAUUAUCCUGUUCUUGCUGAACUUCCUUCCAUCUUCUGAACCAAUAUAUAUGCUGUUCCGAUCCUAUCCUUAUGAGCACAAGCUAGAAACAUCAAGGGGUGUGGCAUACUUUGUUAAGUCAGUGAAAUUUGAGGAGGAAUAUCCUUAUGAGAGCCCAAAACGCAUUGCUUUGGAGGAACAUGUGGAGAGUGACUAUGUUGGGAUCCUUGAACAGAAUUGCCGGGUUGAGUUGCAGAGACGACACUGGGGACUGUCAUACCAAACACCACAUUGCGAUAGGCUUCAGAAGUUUGAGGCAGCAGCUUGA